AUGCCGUUUACCUGUCCGUCUAUGGUCACUAGACCAAGAACAACUCGUCCUUCCGGCUCCUAUAUCACCUGGAGCGAUGUCAUCCGCUCUAAUCGAUCUCCAUCUCCGGUCAUUAGACGCCUUCGAACCCAUCCCUCUGCGUCUACAGUCACUACCCCUGACAGUUUCCUUUUUCCCACUCCCAAUCCUCCAUGCACACUCGCUAGGCGUGGUGCAAUCCGCCGUUCCGUUCCCAAACCCAUUACGCUCUAUUCAGCCUGCCCUCUGACAAAAAAUAUUCCUGGAACUGACUCGAUCUCGACUUGCCGCAAGCACGAUAGUGCACGCAACCACCACGUCUCCGGAACCCGUAUUUCCGACGCACCUUAUUUCUCUGAUAUAUCGCCCUUCUCUAACUGCUCCCCUGACACCUCAUCCCCCGACACCUCCUUUAACACCACCACCACCACCACUACAUCCUCCUCUGACAUCUUCUCCACUAACAUCCACUCACCCUCUGAUACUUGCCCCUCUGACAUUACCUCUCCUGAUGUUCCCUCUUCUGCAACCGCCUUCUCCUCUGACACCUCCACUGAAUGUAACUGCGGCUCAAUAAUAUUCGACGCCUUGGACAACAGUCUUGGGGGUACCCCCUCCAUUACCAAGGCCCUUGAAACCGUCCGCCUGUACGGCGGCUGCGACGGACUAAAGCGUAUCAUCGACCCCAUCGAACAGUUGAGCCUCUGCAAGAUAUGCACCAAGGAUGAAUCCCUCCGAGAUUUCUUGCACUUGGUCUGCAACGGAGUCAUUCGGCAAUACCGGCAUUUCUACUACGCACUCAAGGAACACUACGAAACAGUCGACUACCGGCUUGGAUUAGGCUCCAGCCACGAAAGAGAGCAGCACGACUGUACUUUCGUGCUCUAUGCCGUUCAAAUCGUGCGCAUAAUUGCCAGCGUCGACCGACUCAAUCGCAUUCUUCCCGAACAGCCGCUCUACGACGAAGAUGCCUGGUAUGCCCUAGCCAACCAGGGCGAGCAACUGGUCGACGCCACCGGCCGACUCCGAGAGCAGGUGGUCUUGGGUGACGGCUGA
Molecule: messenger RNA, 1074 nt
Organism: Aspergillus niger
Lineage: Eukaryota; Fungi; Ascomycota; Eurotiomycetes; Eurotiales; Aspergillaceae
Exons: 1
Coding region: 1-1074 (357 amino acids)
Source: RefSeq, a predicted model, not a curated record